AGGCAAGAGGCAUUUCUGCACUUCCAGGCAGGAGCUGGAGGCACAGGGCAGUGCUCGGCCAGGAGCGAGGGAUCGGAAUUGGAACCGGUGCCAUUUCCCGGUGCAGGCGAGAGGAAGAUGAAGGUCCUGCUGAUGCCGGCGCUGCUGCUCGCCUGCGGCAUGCUCGCAGCUCGUGGGAAGCACCCGCACACGUUUGCUCCGGGGCUGGAAGGGAGCACCGUGGGAAACCUGACUGCCCAUGGCUGUGGCUCGGGAUGGGGCCGUGGUCGCGCUGCCUUCAUGGACAGGUGCUGCCUGCUCCGUGCCUGCUGCUAUGCCAAGCUGGCCGCACGCCGCUGCCGCGUGGGACAGACCCAACGCCUCGCUGUGCCCCAGCCGGGGGUCCCUGCCUGCAGCUCCGGGACUUGGUGCCAGCGCGCAGCCUGCAGGUGUGAGCGUUUGGCGCAGCUGUGCCGGGCUCGCAGCCGGGCGCUGCGCAGGUGUCGAGGCAGGCGCUGCUGAUGGAGAAAGGCUCCUCGUCAUAAACCCACCUCCAUGCUGGAGGACAGCCGCCCUUUUGUGAAGCUGCGUCAUCGGACACUGGGUGUGAGGAGGGCGGCGCAGAUGGAAUGUUUCUGCUCAGAAAAACAAGGGAGGAGCAGACACCUGUGCCUUGUCACAGCAAAGGGCGAGUUGAUGGAAGCAGUCUUGCUGUUGGCGUCCACCCCUUUUGGCUCAAGCUCCCCAUUGGUAAAUCACUGCAGAGAUGUCGGCUCCCUCAGCUUCUUGCUUCGCUGCAGAACCUUGUAUGUUGCUCCAAAAUAAAACCAGAGAGCACAAA
Messenger RNA from Centrocercus urophasianus (Greater sage-grouse), 820 nucleotides. Its product is annotated as phospholipase A2 crotoxin basic chain-like. Gene Ontology annotation, biological process: arachidonate secretion; phospholipid metabolic process. The record is from RefSeq and is a predicted model, not a curated record. The transcript is spliced from 6 exons. The coding region runs from base 118 to 501 and encodes 127 amino acids. NCBI's taxonomy places the organism in Eukaryota, Metazoa, Chordata, Aves, Galliformes, Phasianidae. Gene Ontology annotation, molecular function: A2-type glycerophospholipase activity.